Messenger RNA from Papaver somniferum (opium poppy), 1306 nucleotides. RefSeq lists its product as uncharacterized. The record is from RefSeq and is a predicted model, not a curated record. NCBI's taxonomy places the organism in Eukaryota, Viridiplantae, Streptophyta, Magnoliopsida, Ranunculales, Papaveraceae. The transcript is spliced from 9 exons. Bases 88 to 1146 code for a protein of 352 amino acids.
GUGGUGGUGUAAACUCCAACUUGGGUGAUGAUUUGAUUUUGAAAAUACUCUUCCUCUCCCUCUCUUCCUCUUGGGGUUUCCUCUUUAAUGGCUGCUAAUUGUUGCUCAUCAUCUUCAAUUCCCAGAAUCUGUGGCACUUUUCAUUCACAAAAUUCUACAAACAGAACCAACAUCUCUUAUCCCUUGACAACAAUUUCAUUUUCAAGUAGUAGUUUUUAUGGGUCCUCCCCCUCUUCUAACAAAAUUCAACUAAGAACCCAUGCUAAAUUUGAGAAAUUUCAAAGUGAAGAAGGUGAAGAAACUUCUCAAGUAUCAACAGCUGAAGAAAUCCAACAAGAUGAAGAAGCUGAUAUUCAAGAGGAAGAUGAUAGUUGCUUACCUUCUGACUUGGUGGGUGCGGUGCGGCAAUCAAGUGUUGCAGCUGCGGAGUUUGUCUCUGUAGGAGGAGCAAGAGCUAUAGUUGAGCUUUUAAUUCCACAGUUGGAGUUUCUUGAUGAGGAAGGGGCCCAAGCUGAGCUAUGGGAAUUGUCAAGGAUUUUCGUGGAUACGUUAAUAGAAGAAACAGGGUGUCAGAAAGUAAAAGCAGUGUACCCUGAUGCUGGAGCAGCUGCACUUCUGAAAUAUCAGUGGAAAGAUGCAGCUUUUGGAUUUGCUAGCUUAAGUGAUAGAAAGCCUGUAGAUAAAGACGAUGAAAUUGUGGUUAUGGUGGUUCCUGAUUAUCAGAUGUUGGAAUACGUAGAGAAAAUCGCAGCCAAUAUAUCAGAUGAUCCUGACGUAGAUGAACCAAGGCCUCUCAUCAUGUGGAAUCCACGUCUGUACAGCGCGGACGUAGGCGUCGGUUUCAAUGUUAGGAAAUUACGGCGAUAUUUCUUAAGCACUUUCACGACAGUGUACUCAAUGAGACCACUGCCUAAUGGAGCAGUGUUCAGAUGCUAUCCAGAGUCAUGGAAGGUGUUCUAUGAUGACAAGGAUAGACCGAACCGGUAUCUUUUAGCAAAAGAGCAAAUUAGCCGUCCAGAUUCAGAGGAACUUGAGAUAAUAUUCGGCGAAGUGGAGGAAAAAUCAGAAAAAGGUCCUUCACUUUUCGGUCAAGCAGCCAGUAUAUUUUCUUCAAUGAGUAGGUUCAUGAGAGUCAUCUCAAAAUGAUCUUGUUUUCCUUUGCUUGGCAAUGUGUAUUCUUAUAUGCUAUGUUUUACUGGAUCCAUCACAGAUGAGAGCAAAUUAACAAUUAAAGGUGCCAACUGAACAAUGUGAAAUGGGUUUGAAUCCAAAUAAUGAACAUGGAAAUCAUAUUUCUAUCUUUAAA